This is a messenger RNA of Solea solea (common sole), 1531 nucleotides long. RefSeq lists its product as uncharacterized. NCBI's taxonomy places the organism in Eukaryota, Metazoa, Chordata, Actinopteri, Pleuronectiformes, Soleidae. The coding region runs from base 147 to 1076 and encodes 309 amino acids. The record is from RefSeq and is a predicted model, not a curated record. Gene Ontology annotation, biological process: positive regulation of GTPase activity. Gene Ontology annotation, cellular component: cytosol. The transcript is spliced from 5 exons. Gene Ontology annotation, molecular function: guanyl-nucleotide exchange factor activity; protein binding.
UGUUGCACAAAACAUUGACUGUACGAUGGUAUGAGUGAAGUGAAACAGGUGGAGUAGUUUUUCUGGAGCAGAAGAAGAGAGGGAGAGCAUGCGAAGUGUUUUGUGUGAAGAUGUCAGCCUGAGGAAUUUUUACCAGCAGACCCAGGAUGGGACACACUGAUGUUCCACUCAUGUACAGUUACACGCGAGCCCACGCGGACAAAAGCAGGUCCAGUCAACUGCAAACUUACCCACCGAACACUCAUGACAACCUGAACAUUGCAUUAGGUUCUAUCAGAGUCCUUGGGUUGGAACUGAUUGAGCAUGAACUCAAACCACAUCUGAACACAGUGCUGACCAGUAUAAAGGAAGGGAGGAAAGGCGCCGCUGAGCAGGUAGUGAUCAGUGGGAUUCUGCCGAUUCUGGCCCUGUCUCUGAGGAACAGAGGGCCCCUGACCCUGCUCACUGCAAAACUGGUGGCUGAACUCACGAAGGAAGCUGUGGUUCGUAAAGGGUUCGGCGAUGCAGGUCUGGUUACGGCUCUGCUGUCGAUUCUGACCAGUGCAGACCAAGAACUGCUCUUUCAUGCCGUAAGGGCCAUCUCACGAAUGUCUUACAACAGCUCUAAGCUGCAGGAGCUGUUGCUUCGUCAGGGUGCAGUGCCUCGUCUUGUCGCUAUCCUGCUUCGUUUUCCAGAAAAAGAGGCUCUGGAGGAAGUGUGCCUCCAGGCGCUGUGUAACCUCAGUGGCAUCUCAGUGGCAGAAGAGGCCGGGAUGGUGUGGGAGAGGGGACUCUCUGUGAGGCCAGGCGAGUCCGUGUUUCACGGUGUCUCUCCUCACGCCUGUGGCUUUGCUUCUUCUGUGACUCUUGUGCGCGCGUGUCGAUGGGCGUCUGGUCAGUACGCGGUCAACAUUGAGGUUUUCCAGCGCUGCUCCUCCUCUUUCUGGCUUCUCCAUGGGAACAAGCGCACCUCUCGUUGGUUCCCGUUCUCUGGCGCCAGAGGUUGUUCGAAUCUGUUGAGGUUGAUCAAGUUUCCUGUGAGGAACGUUCCUCGGACAAAAAGUCUGAGAACUCGAAUGUUCCACACUUUGCUCUGACAGAAGGAAUAGGAAAAACACGGGUGUCUAACAGCUGACACACAAAACACUGAUUGGUUUCUGUGACAUGAUUACUGAUCACUAAGAAAUGUUUGCACACAACAACAAACAAAGAGCCUGCAUAAUGUCUUUAUUGGUGUUAUUCUUUUUAAUCACCUGCAGCAAAAUGCGAUUAGUGACAUGUCAUUCCAUGAGGUGAUUAGGGGAUUAGACAGUAGUCACUUAUCUCUAUUUUUUUUUAUUAUGGUUGAUUAGAUCUUUCCUGACAUUUUGGAGUAUAUUUUUACGAUACCAAAUGUGAAUCAUAAAAUAUCUCAACAUUUAAUGUGUGUAUGUGUUUGUGAACAAGGUAAAUAUUGUCAGAUGUCGAGGGUAACUGUAAACACUUCAUAAACAAAAGAUUGUGUUAUUACAAGUUUCUUUUUAAGAGAAAUAAAGACACAAAACGCAACAGA